GUGUUAAAUACUGGAAGGAACAAUGGGGACUUACGACAGUGAUAUCGGCGGUGAGCCAGGAUUUCGAAGGAAAAAAAUUCAGUCUGGAGGCGAGGUACACUGGAAAAUCAUGUACAAGGGGCUGUCGACAUUGUGGGGGGCUGGAGUGGUCUAUACCUGGCUCGCUGUUAUCAAUAUUGCUGAGGGGUCACCAGCAGCCGUGUCCCGAGACCCAGACCCCCGGGGGGGCUCAGUAAACCAAGAAACCCUGCGACAAGUGACAAUUCUGAUGCGACAUGGGGAGAGGGCACCUGUGGAUACUUAUCCUAAGGAUCCUUAUAUUAAUGACUCUAUGGCACCGUAUGGAUGGGGUCAAUUGACGAACAAAGGUAGAGUAAAUGUAUACAACACCGGCGCAUAUCUGCGUCACCGUUACGAUCACUUCCUGGGUGAAUCGUACAGUCCAAAUAAAUUCUGGCUGCAGAGUACCUCGUCAGAUCGUACAAAAAUGACAGCUAUGAUUCUGUCGUCUUCCCUCUGGAAGCCCUCGGACAAGCAGACGUUCAAGGCUGAGAUCCCCUGGCAGCCAGUGGUACUGCACUACUGGACGAGAGUUGACGACCAGUUAUUAAUCAUCUGGAACGCCUGCCCGAAAUUCACGAUGGAACGAUUGCGAAUGGAUAAUCACAGAGAGGUGAAGGAAUUCAAUGAAGAGAACAGAGGAAUGUACGAGGAAAUCGAGAUGUUCACUGGAAAAUCGAUCAAAACAGCUGAAGAUCUUGCUGAUGUUUACGGUACAUUACAUGCUGAGGCACAAAUGGCGAAUCUAUUGCUCCCCUCAUGGGUAAAACGCUAUUUCCCAGACAAAAUGUUGCCCUCUGUCAUCAUGAGCUACAGAAUGAACGUCUUCACCGAGGAAUUGAGAAAAUUAUCAGGCGGACCUUUCGUGAAAAAAGCCUUAAGAAAAAUGCAAGAGAGAAGCAAUGGAACGCUGACCCCAGCAGAUAGAAAAAUGUUCGCUUAUGUGGCUCAUGACAGCACUCUAGUCAAUGUCCUGAGUGCUCUGGGACUCUGGGAUGGAGAGCCACCAGGAUAUUCAUCCAUGGUCAUCAUCGAAUUGCACGAGGAAAAUGGAAGAUGGAAUGUGCAGAUAUUCCAGAGGAAUGCACCGGACUACGAGACCCAGCCCCUGAAGAUGAAAAAUUGUGAUAUCGCCUGUCCACUGGAGAAAUUCGCCAAGAUAGUGGAGAGAGUCCUUCCGGGAGAUUAUUCCGAGGACUGCCGAGUACCUGACCCUAACUACGUAAUCCCCCCACCCCCACCAGCUUAACUAAACCAAAGAAACCUCAUAAUAAAUCUAAUAACCAAAGUUAAGUGAAUAAUAACGAAAAAAUUGACGAAAAUAACGAAACUAAGUGGAAGAGUAAUUAAAUUAUUAAUGAAAAAAUAUGUAAGAUUUAUCAUUAAAUAAAGUAUUUUUAUGUCAAAAAA
Molecule: messenger RNA, 1470 nt
Organism: Diachasma alloeum
Lineage: Eukaryota; Metazoa; Arthropoda; Insecta; Hymenoptera; Braconidae
Product: venom acid phosphatase Acph-1
Exons: 7
Coding region: 23-1309 (428 amino acids)
Biological process (GO): dephosphorylation
Molecular function (GO): phosphatase activity
Source: RefSeq, a predicted model, not a curated record